Messenger RNA from Nicotiana attenuata, 1065 nucleotides. RefSeq lists its product as uncharacterized. Gene Ontology annotation, biological process: DNA integration. The record is from RefSeq and is a predicted model, not a curated record. Gene Ontology annotation, molecular function: zinc ion binding; nucleic acid binding. The transcript has 2 exons. The coding region runs from base 1 to 1065 and encodes 354 amino acids. Lineage: Eukaryota; Viridiplantae; Streptophyta; Magnoliopsida; Solanales; Solanaceae.
AUGUUGGCGGGAAGGGAUCAGGACUUUAAAGGUAAAAGGCCAGGGAUCAUUUGUGAGCAUUGUGGAUACAAAGGUCACCUUAAGGAAAACUGUUUUAAGAUAAUUGGCUAUCCAGUUGAUUUCAAAAGCAAAAGAAAAAAUCACACUGGAGGAGGAAAGGUUUAUACCAACAAUGUAAAUGUAAACAGUGAGGAAGGAAAGGCACCAGCUAUUCAAGUGCAGGGGAAUGGACAAUUCCUCACAGAAGAACAAUACAAGCAGCUAGUCAAGCUUUUGUCAAAACCAGCAACAUCAGAGUGUUCCACAAACAUGACAGGUAUAAUUUCCUUGCUAGCAAAUGCAGGUAUGUGUGAUUGGGUGAUAGACACAGGAGCAACUCAUCAUGUCACAUACUCUAAGGAUAUUCUGAGCAGUGUGAGAAGAAUUGAUGAUCAAGGAAAGAAUGAGGUGCAAUUAGCAACAGGAAAUAAGGGAAAAAUAACACACACUGGAGAAGCAUUUGUACUAGGGAAUAAGACAGUUAAAAAUGUCUUAUAUGUACCAGAUUUUAAAUUCAAUCUGUUGUCAGUAUCAAAACUCACCAGAGAUCUUAGUUGCUCAGUCACAUUCUUUCCUGAUUUCUACAUGUUUCAGGAUCUUUAUAGUGGUAGGGUGAUGGGGAUUGGUAGAGAGCAUAAUGGAUUAUAUCUGCUAAAGGAAAAUAUAACAGUAGCUGCAGCAAGUUUCUUCAUGAGCAAAGGAGCAGAAGGUUUCUUCAUGAGCAAAGGAGCAGAAGGUGAACUCUGGCACCUGAGGUUAGGACAUGCAUCAUUGAAGUCAAUGCAGCAUAUUCCAGAGUUAAAGAAAAAGGUAGACAUGCAGUUCAAUGAUUUAUUGACAUCUCUGGGAAUUAUACAUCAGAGUAGCUGUCCAUAUACACCUCAACAAAAUGGCACAGUAGAAAAGAAACAUAGAUAUAUCCUAGAAGUUGCAAGGUCACUAAUAUUCCAAAGUUCAGUGCCAAUGAGAUUCUGUGGUGACUGCAUAAGAACAACUGCAUAUUUGAUUAACAAAUUGCCCACAUAA